AUCUCGCAAAAUUGAUUAUUAAUCUCCUUGAAGAAGGCUAAGAAGCGAGUAUAAAUCAUCGGAAGCUUGAAUCAUCGCGAGAGAAUCUCUGAGUGCUUCACGAAAUACUUUCCUAUAACGUAUUAAGUAUAAACAAUUCAUUUCAUUCCGAACAUCCGAACGAUGUCAGACGAUGAGGAUUACAUGUCCGAUAAAUUUCUACAAGAUUCCGAACAACGUGCCUCGUCGAGUCUUAUAUACAGACAUUCUGAUAGGAGAGAAUUUACAUUGAUGAAGAAAAAGGCUGAAAUUGAGUCUAGGAUGAAGGAACGCAACAAGUCGAUGCGAGUAGUCGAAGCGGAAAAAAGGGAGGAAGGCUUGUCAUCUGCCAUUACCAGCGCAAAUAAAGGUUUUGAAAUGCUAAUGAAGAUGGGAUAUAAACCUGGUCAAGGAAUAGGCAAGACUCAAUCGGGAAUGACUGAACCAAUUCCUGUAGAAGUGAAGGCGGAUAGGCAAGGUCUGGGAAAAAUGCUAAAGAAAAAGAAUUUGUACAAGCAUGAGAACACAAAUGCAAAAUUAGAUAACAUGGAUACCAGAGAUUUCCGUAACAGGAUAGCCCAAGAGAAGGCGGAACAGUUGCAAAAGAUCGAUUUGUACAAAAGUCAGAAGGUUUGCCAAGAAUUAGAUGCUAAAGAAAAUAUCGAGGAACCUGAAGAAUCGUGGUUUUGGCUAGAGAGCAAGGAAGAAAAAGAAACUGACGACACUAACGACGAUGACGAUGACGAGGACGACGAUGAUGACGACGACGACACCAAGAACGACGAAACACUCAGCCAUUUAGAAAAACUCGAUAUUCUUACUAGAUAUUUAAGAAAGAAAUACUUUUACUGCAUCUGUAACGAUACUAUAAUGUUGGUAACCCCCAAGUCAUUGCUAAUCCUCGUGGUUUAUGUUACAACAAUCAGCGAUGCUGAAAUAACCGAGGUAGAUGACGAAAGCUGCGAGACUCUACAGUCGGAAGUACGCAUUACCAAAGACGAAUACGACGAGAUAGGACGUCUGAGAAGAACGUGUAGCGGUGAUAUAUCGGUCACCAAAUGUGAAGGAUUCUGUAACUCGCAAGUGCAGCCAAGCGUUGUCACUACUACGGGCUUCUCGAAGGAGUGCUACUGUUGCCGUGAGAGUUAUCUGAAAGAAAGAUUUGUCAUCUUAAAUCAAUGCUACGACGCGGAUGGAAUUAAAUUGAUAGGCAUGGAUGACGAGACGAUGGAGAUCAAGAUACGAGAACCCGCCGAAUGUAAAUGCAUUAAGUGCGGCGAUCUCGCGAGAUAAGAGCAACAACGACUUGAAAUGUAAUCUGUAUAUUCUCUCAGUGCACAGUGAAAUCGCAACAAUUAUAUAUGACAGUUAUUAUAUCUGUAUGAUAGAUAAAUGAAAAUAAAUGAAAAUAUAUUAUAUGUAA
Messenger RNA from Temnothorax curvispinosus, 1441 nucleotides. Its product is annotated as G patch domain-containing protein 11-like. Gene Ontology annotation, biological process: G protein-coupled receptor signaling pathway. Gene Ontology annotation, molecular function: G protein-coupled receptor binding; nucleic acid binding; neuropeptide hormone activity. The record is from RefSeq and is a predicted model, not a curated record. NCBI's taxonomy places the organism in Eukaryota, Metazoa, Arthropoda, Insecta, Hymenoptera, Formicidae. The coding region runs from base 163 to 1311 and encodes 382 amino acids. The transcript is spliced from 5 exons. Gene Ontology annotation, cellular component: bursicon neuropeptide hormone complex; extracellular region.